This is a messenger RNA of Melitaea cinxia (Glanville fritillary), 1377 nucleotides long. RefSeq names its product carboxypeptidase B-like. The transcript is spliced from 7 exons. The record is from RefSeq and is a predicted model, not a curated record. The coding region runs from base 16 to 1335 and encodes 439 amino acids. Gene Ontology annotation, molecular function: zinc ion binding; metallocarboxypeptidase activity. Gene Ontology annotation, biological process: proteolysis. Lineage: Eukaryota; Metazoa; Arthropoda; Insecta; Lepidoptera; Nymphalidae.
UUGAAGACCUUUAUAAUGGCUAAAAGGAUCGUGUUCUUAUUCGGUCUGAUGGGGUUGUGGAUGCAAGUGGGAUGUAAGCAAAACAAAUAUGACGACUAUUCCCUGGUCAAACUAUACCCGACAAAAACAAAGCAAAUAGAAGCGUUAAAAUUCCUAGAUGACCCAGAGCUCGGAGUGGAAGUUUUGAAAAAUAGCCGAAGUUUUAAUGACAGCACUGAUGUAUUGGUACCACAAAAUCGCUUGACGUUAUUAGAACAAUUAAUUGAAAACGAGAAAUUGCAUUAUGAAGUUAAACGUAAUUAUGGAAGGACAUUUGAGAAUAUCGAAAGAACGCCAAAAAGGAGAGUUUUACGUGGAUUUGGUUUUUACGAAUAUCAUUCGUUCCCAGCCAUACAAGAAUAUAUAGACAGUUUACCGAAACGACACCCAGACUUAGUGACCCUUCAAAAUCUAGGAACCAGUUUUCAAGGUCGAAGAAUGAAACUUGUCAAAAUAUCUUCAGAUCCUUUUGCAGGGAACCCUAUUAUCUUUGUUGAUGCUGGUAUCCACGCCCGGGAGUGGGUGGCGCCGGCGAUGGCUCUAUACCUGAUCCACAGGCUGGUCAACGACCCCGAUGCACGUAGUGAGCUGGACGGAGUGGAUUGGUACAUCCUCCCGGUUGUCAACCCUGAUGGAUAUGAGUACACUCGAUCUAACAGAGCUAACCGCCUCUGGAGGAAGACCAGAUCAAAGAACUCCUUUUUCGAAUGCGUUGGAGUUGACGGAAACAGAAAUUAUGGUUUUAAAUGGGCUGUUAGUGGUGUAUCUAAAAAUCCUUGUGAUAUGGAAACUUAUGCAGGACCGAAACCCUUCUCCGAAGUAGAGACACAAAUGGUCAGAAACAUAAUGAUGGAAAACAGUAAAAGGCUCAAGUUGUACGUUUCCUUGCACUCCUAUGGCCAGUACUUGGUCUACCCAUGGGGAUACACCGGCGAAUACUUGCCUAAAGAAUGGAAAAGAUUGGAUUCGUUAGCUAGAAUGGUAUCAGAUGCAGUGCAAAGGGCUGGUGGGCAGCCUUUCAAAGUUUUGAGUGCUGGUAAGUGGUAUGCAGCUGCUGGAGGCAGCGAUGAUUUCGCUUUCGGUGCAGUUGGUGUUCCCUAUUCAUAUACUAUGGAAUUGACAAGUGGUUAUGAAUUCAUAUUCCCUGAACGACUCUUACGUAUCGUAUUGCCACAAUACUAUGAAGGGUUCCGAACAUUCGCAGCACAAAUUAAGAAAGAGUUUUCUCCCAAAUAUAUGCCAAGACACGCUACUUCUCAAGAAAUGAUGGAACAAACAGUUAAAAAUGUAUAUUAAAAGUUUUGUGAUGUAAAUUAAAUAUAUGAAGUAUUGAAGUAA